Molecule: messenger RNA, 2127 nt
Organism: Metarhizium album ARSEF 1941
Lineage: Eukaryota; Fungi; Ascomycota; Sordariomycetes; Hypocreales; Clavicipitaceae
Product: transporter ATM1 precursor
Exons: 2
Coding region: 1-2127 (708 amino acids)
Biological process (GO): transmembrane transport; intracellular iron ion homeostasis
Cellular component (GO): mitochondrial inner membrane
Molecular function (GO): ATP binding; ABC-type transporter activity; ATP hydrolysis activity
Source: RefSeq, a predicted model, not a curated record
AUGAUAGCGCGACUAUUACAUCGGUCCUCGUUGCUCUGCCCCCGAUGCAGCUUUCCCCAUGCCCAGACUCGUCCGGCAUGGCUCCCACAACGACAAAUCACCUCUUCACGACCCCUCGGGACGUCGGCCACCCGCGGUGAGCAAUCCAAGAAGGAGCCCGUGGCCAAGCCGUCUGCGAUCCUACAAAAGACGACAACAGCUGCGAAAGCGACGCCGAAAAACAAUGACCCCCUUGCUAUGGCCGACAAGUCGGCGACGGAGCAGCGCAAGGCUGACUGGGCCAUCAUGAAGGAAAUGUCACGCUACCUCUGGCCCAAGGAUAGCUACGGCACCAAGAUGCGCGUGGGGUUGGCCGUGUCGCUCCUCGUAGGAGCCAAGUUGUUAAACGUCCAAGUGCCCUUUUAUUUCAAGAGCAUCGUGGACUCUAUGAACAUUGACUUCGCGGCCGCUGGCGGCACCGCUGCCGCCGUCGCAGGAAGCAUGAUUGUCGCCUACGGCGCCGCGAGAAUCGGGGCCACCGUCUUCCAGGAGCUCAGGAAUGCCGUGUUUGCGUCUGUUGCGCAAAAGGCCAUCCGGAGCGUUGCGCGCAAUGUCUUUGAGCAUUUGCUCCGGCUGGAUCUGAGCUUCCACCUGUCCAAACAAACAGGCGGUCUAACGCGCGCCAUUGACAGGGGCACCAAGGGCAUCAGCUUCUUGCUGACGAGCAUGGUGUUUCACCUGAUACCCACCGCGUUGGAAAUCAGCCUCGUUUGCGGCAUUCUCACAUGGCAGUACGGGGCAAAGUUUGCUGCCAUUACGGCAUUGACCAUGGUGGGCUACACGGCCUUUACGAUCUGGACCACGGCUUGGAGGACAAAGUUCCGAAGGCAGGCGAACGCCGCGGACAACAGAGCCUCGACCGUGGCCGUGGACUCGUUGAUCAACUACGAGGCCGUCAAGUAUUUCAACAAUGAGAAGUUCGAGGUGGCGCGCUAUGACAAGGCCCUCCGGGAGUACGAGAAGAGCUCCAUCAAGGUGGCCACGUCGCUGGCCUUCCUGAACAGCGGGCAGAACAUCAUCUUCUCGUCGGCCUUGACGGCCAUGAUGUACCUUGCCGCGGAUGGCGUGGCCAGCGGUUCGUUGACGGUGGGCGAUCUGGUAAUGGUGAACCAGCUCGUCUUUCAGCUCUCCGUGCCGCUCAACUUUCUGGGCUCCGUGUACAGAGAGCUGCGCCAGUCGCUGCUCGACAUGGAGACCCUGUUCAACCUCCAAAAGGUCAACGUCAACAUUGCCGAGAGACCCGGCGCCAAGGACCUCGUCCUGGCGCGUGGGGGAGAAAUCAAGUUCCAGGACGUGACCUUUGGAUACCACCCCGACCGCCCCAUCCUCAAGAACCUGUCCGUCACGAUCCCCGCGGGCAAAAAGGUGGCCGUCGUCGGACCAAGCGGCUGCGGCAAAUCCACCCUCCUCCGCCUCCUCUUCCGCUCCUACGACGUCCAGGACGGUCGGAUCCUCAUCGACGGCCAGGACAUCCGCGACGUGAAGCUCGACUCUCUCCGCAGGUCGAUCGGUGUCGUGCCCCAGGACACGCCCCUGUUCAACGACACCGUCGAGCACAACAUCCGCUACGGCUCCAUCGGCGCCUCGCACCAAGAGGUGGUCGCGGCCGCCAGACGGGCACGCAUCCACGACAUCAUCGAAAAGUUCCCAGACGGCUACGGCACCAAGGUCGGCGAGCGAGGCAUGAUGAUAUCGGGCGGCGAGAAGCAGCGCCUAGCCGUGAGCCGGCUGCUCCUCAAGGACCCGCCGCUUCUCUUCUUCGACGAGGCCACGAGUGCGCUCGACACGCACACGGAGCAGGCGCUCAUGAUCAACAUCAACGGCAUCCUCAAGGAGAAGGGCCGCACGAGCGUCUUCGUGGCCCACCGGCUGCGCACCAUCUUUGACUCGGAUCUGAUCAUUGUCCUCGAGGAUGGCAAGGUGGCCGAGAUGGGAACGCACAGGGAGCUGAUUGACCGGGCAGGAGUGUACUCGGAGCUGUGGAGUGCGCAGGAAAUGUUGUUCCACGAAGACGGGAGCGAGAUGGAGGAGACUCGCGAACAAAAGGAUCGGGUGGCGGCGCUGAAGCAGUCCUCGACCCGCAAGUAG